AUUAAUUACGAAGACGAACAAAAUGGAGUGAAAGUCCAGUGAAUGCGAGUAGGAAAAAGUGGUACUAAAACCUGGGAUAAAAAUGUAGUGAUUCAUGAUUAACUGCAGAUAACAAAACACAUUUAAAGUAAAUGUUUACACCUUCGUAGAGCCACAGCGCUUCAAACCAAGCUCACGCUGGUAAGGCUUAACAUACUUAAGGCACUAAGCAAUCGUCACCAUAAUAUCAACUUAAUAGAAAUGGGAACGGAGCGAAAAUACAAAAAUUAAAAGUCGCAGUAACCGACUGUAUCGCAAUCCGAGCAUCAUAGACGAUGAUUCCUAUCGCAAUCGAAUUCAUAGCAGAAACCAUUUGCCUACAUAGUCGAAAAUUUUCUCAAGUGUACUUACUCGCCUGUCCAAAUAUUUACGAAAAAAAUGCUUUCUAGACUUUUUGUUCAGUUUCCCUUUAGUCAUAAACCACGCAAUAAAAAUAACCUUUUUUUUUUAUGUGCGAAUGUUUCUAGUUACUAGUCGCUGCUCACAGGCGGAGAAGCCAUUUGUAAGAAUCAACCUUAAAAACGAAAAUUUCUCUCAAAAAAAUCUUCAGUUCAAGGCGAUAGUGAGACAUUCUGUCACGAACGACAAGAACAAUGGCUCCAAUGUUGUCACCUGCUUCGUCAGCUGUUUUUAUCACAGCUGCUGGAAGUUUGCUCACUGAAAGCCGCUUACUAUGAGCGCGACCCUCAAUUUCACCCAGUCUGUGAUAAAAAUAUCACACUGCAGCUUGUGACCAGGGCGCCGAAGGGACAGAAGGUGACAUAGAGAGACAUACGCACAUCCAGUCCGGGUUAUAACGGUACAGACUCCGUCAGAAAAGCGCAGCUAGUCUGACCGCUUGUGCCGCUUUUGAGUCCGUGUUUACAACAAUAGACGAAACUCUGCCACAGUCGGGAACUGCUUUUCGAUCGCACAAGUGCGAGAUAUACCGUUAUUAUUCUACAUCGGAAAUAAGGCGACGGUUGGCAUAGCCACUUGCUUGCAUCGAGCGAAGGACAUCAGUGCUUUUGUGAGAUGUGACUAUUGGACUUCUACUUAAUGCUAUGGAGCUGAGCGCAGCGGACGAAACUGCUGAUACAGAUUUAUCACACAAUAAGACUUGGACACCCACUGUUAACGAUAUAAUUCAUUGGGAAAGUAUGGACCAGCGUUUUAGUCUGGAGAAGCAUAAACGACCUAUUUACCAAAUUGGGGAUAUCCUCAGUGGAACGCUAAGGGCGCGUGUUGUACCUCCGAAUCGUGUCGAGAAAAUUACUCGUGAUGACAGUGCUCUUCUAUGGGGACGUGCACGUGUGCGAUCAUUACCAUCAAGACUUUUUAGCAAAAAUAUUAGUUAUCAACAAAAAAUACAACCUUUGGGCACCGCUAAAGGAAAACGAGUGGUCGAGCAGCGACCAGUACCCGGAAGAUCUAGUAGUAUGAAUGACAUCAGUACCGAGGUUGAAUCUGCAGCACAUGAUAAUAAACUGGAUCUAAAAGAACUUGAUCGUUUAAGUGAUCUUAAACUUUAUUCUAAUGACGAAAUUGUCUUAACUACAUUAAAUGUUUCUACGACAAAGUUUGAUGGUAACGGUAACGUUUUUUUCUCGUACGAGACAGACCAAGGAGAGUCUUUGGAAAAAAAUAUUCGACAGAAAAUUAUAGUACCGAAUCAAUGCAACUUAUGUUUCGAUGGUAAUGGCAAGCCAAUAAAACCAGCCCGGCCAGACAUCGAAGCCGACAACGACGACAGUGAUUCACUCAAUAGCCUAACAGUGAGGAGUGAUAGUGUUUCUUCAAUUAGCUCCAGCUUUUGUAGAGAAGCGCCAGAAAUGGUUCAGUCAAAAACAGCAGUUAUCAAUGAAAUCAUUAAGGCGUUAAGCAGUGUAAGCUUUGAGGGCUCCGCCGACUUGAAGCCUAUCAAGCCGGUCAAACAGGUAGAAAUAAAGAAAGAGUCCGGGCCGUUGCGAAACCUCUUAUCGAUAUCACCAGGAGCUACGCGAACUCGAACUACUUCUGACGGUGGUGAGUGUAUCCUUUCAGAAGGGACACAAUCAUUGCAUUGCCCUCCGUCUCACUUCAAAAGAUCGGCGGCUAUUGAAGUAUUAAAAACAAGUCGCAGCUGUAAUGACCUUAAUAGCAAUUCGCACAAGUAUGUACACUCAAAGAGACGGGUGGUGCAGGAAGUUAGAGGACCACUUUUUAAAAAUUCGCAUAGUCAAACCCUAUUUCGAGUAGAACCAAUUGGCGUUUUGUGGGAGAUGGCCUCCUACGGCCAAGCGGUACCGCUUUUUGCCGAGUUUCGGGCAGGACAAAAAGCACAUAUAUUUAACGAUCUACGAAGACCAAGAGGCUGCUCCUUAGAAGAAAACAGCAACGAGGGUUCCUCGGAAGACUCGAUGCCAAAUACAAGCGACAAAGGAAUAGGGCCAGAUCAGGCAUUCUGCAAUCUGCAUGCUCAAAAUUCAAGCUACAAUUGUUAUGAUAACAGCAGAGAGGCGCAAAAAAAUAUUUCUCAACGGUCUCGUUCGGAAGAACGGGGAAUCGCUUGGGAAAUACUAUUGAAAAGCGCUGACACCCAAGAUCAUAUGACCCUGCAGGAGGCAUUUGAUGCGCACUGCAGGGGUGUUAAGGAGCGCUCGCUCUCUCGCUUAGAAAAGGUGGCUCAAAUCAAAAUGUUGCGUUAUGAUCGUGAUCGUAUUUUUGAACAAUAUAUUAAUAUGCUGCCGGCGCACCAAAAGCUGAAACUCGAUAAGAAUAAAGUUUUCAUCGAUUAUAAUGGAAACCAAAGCCAGCUACAGAGAAUUCGUAAAAGGCGACCUAAAAAACAAAAUAGUCUUGAGAAAAAGAAAAAAUCGAAUCGUAUGGUUGCAGAUAUAUAUAAGAACCGCGUAAGGUGUGAAGUGUUGGCCGGCAGGACUACAUUUCCUGUCAGCAAAAUCAUGCUUUGCUAAUUCAGAUGCUAACGAUGCAGAUUUCUCGGCAUGCAGUAUAUCAAGGUGACUACGCGCGUGUACAUAUUAGUGUAAAUAUUCGCAGUUCGGUGUUUCUGAUUUUUCAUAAAUAUGUGAAUACCCAAAAACUUUGUCCGGUGUCUCCAGUAUAUUACGAUUCAGAUGAAUAUUGUGUUAUGCUGUAUGGUUAAUAAAUUACCUAUGUAACUAAUAUGAGGCAGUAUUAUUUCUGAUCUUAGUCCUUUGAACGACAUUUUUCCUACAAACAUACAUCCCAUAUUCACUCUGAACACCCAUAAAGCGUUUAAGGUUACAUUACAAAUUAAAUCUACAGCCUUACUUUUAAUACUUGGUCAACUGCAUACGCUAACUAUAGCACCAUAACAGUAUAUAAUUAUCUUGAAAUACACGUGAAGAUUUACCUAAUAGUUGCUAUUAGAUUAUUCGGUAAGAACAUAAAUCCUAGAAUAUAAAAAGAUAAGUCUAAUAAAAAAUAUGCCUGCGUAUUAACUAUUUGCAAUCAAUUACAGUAAGCGCAUGCUAUGUUAGUAUUUAAUUAGGUUUAUAAUUAAAUCUUUCGUCCAGUUAAACUCUUCUAGGCUUGGUCAUGUACAGUACAGUGCCUUAGAAAUUGAGUUUCCGAAUUUCAUAAUUAGACAUGAGAAAUUUUUCGUAAAUAAAUGUUUAUUAUUCCUUUAGUUAAACAUUAGAAUCCACAAUAUUGCUUUUAGGGUGAUACUGAGUACAGCUAGUUUUUUUUUAUUUUGUACCUUACUACUCCUGAGAUAAAUUUAAAACGUCGAUUCAGCAACUGCCCACGUCAAUUCUUAUAACAAUUUUUUCGGGCUGGUUUGCAACUAUA
This is a messenger RNA of Varroa destructor (honeybee mite), 3834 nucleotides long. RefSeq lists its product as uncharacterized. NCBI's taxonomy places the organism in Eukaryota, Metazoa, Arthropoda, Arachnida, Mesostigmata, Varroidae. The record is from RefSeq and is a predicted model, not a curated record.